UUGAAUAUAUAUCCACAAGCCGGUGGUGACGCAGUCCGUUGCAUAAUUGGAAAAGCGGACCCUUGAAUAUUCUCCUUUUUCUCUUUCUUCCCUCUCCCAACACACCGGGAGCCCCAUCAUGUCGAAGUUCCUGGGAAAGCUGUCAACCAGCUCUCCAAGCUCCGAGGACGACUCCAAGAGGGAUGAGACUGCUGCCGUGGACAUCGACGAUGGCUCCCUCUAUCAAGUCCGGCAGUCGAAACGCCAGAUUGGUGUCACGUCUGCCGUCUUCCUCAUCUUCAAUCGAAUGAUAGGAACCGGCAUCUUCGCUACCCCCAGCGCAAUUUUCUCCCUUUCCGGAAGUGUUGGUCUCUCGCUGUUCAUUUGGGUCGCAGGCAUGUUGAUCGCCGCUGCUGGUAUGGCUGUCUACCUGGAAUUUGGCACUGCUAUCCCCCGGAAUGGAGGAGAAAAGAACUACCUCGAAUACGUUUACCGGAAGCCGCAAUUCCUGGCGACGGGCUUAUACACUGGCUAUGUUCUGUUGCUCGGCUGGGCAGGUUCCAAUUCGGUUGUAUUCGGAGAGUACAUCCUGCACGCCGCCAACGUCGAAGUCAACCGAUGGAACCAGCGAGGUGUCGGACUGGCCUGUAUCACAUCCGCCUUCCUGAUUCAUGGUCUGGCUUUGAAAUGGGGAUUGCGCCUUCAGAACCUCCUCGGUAUCAUCAAGCUGCUCAUUAUCAUGCUCAUCAUUGUGGCUGGAUGGGCGGCCCUAGGAGGUGCCCUUAAGAUUGAGAAGCCCCAUAACUUCGAUAACGCCUUCAAGGGCACCACCGGAAGCGCAUAUGGAGUCGUCACUGCUUUGUAUAACGUUAUUUGGAGUUACAUCGGCUACAGCAAUGCCAACUACGCCCUCACCGAGACGAAGAAUCCUGUCCGAACUCUGAAAAUUGCGGCGCCCUUUGCUCUGGGAUGCGUCUCCAUCCUGUACAUGCUCGUCAAUGUUGCAUACUUCGCUGCCGUACCUGCUGAUGAGAUCAUCUCGUCCAAGCGUUUGGUCGCUGCAUCCCUCUUCCGCAACGUCUUCGGUGCAAAGGCCGAACGCGCUCUAUCUGUCUUCGUCGCACUUUCAGCCUUUGGCAACGUGCUCAGCGUCAUCUUCUCGCAAGGCCGUCUGGUACAGGAAUUGGGUCGUGAGGGCAUUCUACCCUUCUCGAGGUUCUGGGCCAGCAAUCGUCCCUUCAACGCUCCUCUUGCCGGCUUGUUCGAACACUGGCUUGUUUCGGUCAUCAUCAUGCUUGCUCCCCCUCCUGGUGACGCCUACAACUUCAUCUUGAAUGUAAUCUCGUAUCCCCUCUCCGUCGUCAACGUCUUCGUCGCCGGCGCCCUCAUCCAUCUCUACCUUAACCGCACCAAGUGGAAAUGGAACCCGCCAAUCAAGGCCUCCCUCCCUGUUGCCAUCUUCUUCCUCCUCAGCAACAUCUACCUUGUCGUCGCUCCCUUCGUCCCGCCCGAGGACGACGACAGCAUCUACGAGAGUCUUCCAUACUGGCUACAUUGCAUCGUCGGUAUCGGAAUCAUCAUUGCUGGUGGCGUCUACUGGCUUGUCUGGGCUGUCAUUUUACCCAAGCUGGGUAAUUACAGGUUAGAGAGGGAGGUGUUGAUUGAUGAUAUUGAUGGCUGGGAACGCCAUGUGUUCAAGCAUGUGCCUAAUGCCCAGUCAUAGGCUGGGGCAUUUUCACGAGGGUUCCUUUUGCAUUUCGCUUUUCCUGCGUCAAUAUGUUUAACGCGUCGUGCUUG
Westerdykella ornata is the source of this 1776-nucleotide messenger RNA. Its product is annotated as amino acid transporter. Gene Ontology annotation, cellular component: membrane. The transcript is spliced from 3 exons. Gene Ontology annotation, biological process: amino acid transmembrane transport. NCBI's taxonomy places the organism in Eukaryota, Fungi, Ascomycota, Dothideomycetes, Pleosporales, Sporormiaceae. Bases 119 to 1702 code for a protein of 527 amino acids. The record is from RefSeq and is a predicted model, not a curated record. Gene Ontology annotation, molecular function: L-amino acid transmembrane transporter activity.